Messenger RNA from Lecanosticta acicola, 2842 nucleotides. The record is from the annotation of a GenBank genome assembly. NCBI's taxonomy places the organism in Eukaryota, Fungi, Ascomycota, Dothideomycetes, Mycosphaerellales, Mycosphaerellaceae.
AUGCAUCUCGCGCAACUGAGCGUGAUACCGCUGCUGCUAAAUACUGCGGCAGCUGUCUUCGCCGAUGAGGCUUACAGCCUGGACUACCACUACGAGCUUCUGGGCACGCCAAAGGAAGACACGACUUUCUUCCAUCAGCCCAAUUCGCACUCACGGGCCUCUCUCAUCUAUACACUAUCCGAAAGUGGCGUAUUAGGAGCAGUCAAUCCCAAGGACGGUGCUCUUCUUUGGCGUCAGCCCUUGGCGCCCAACGUCACCUCCUCGAAUGCCAGCUUUCUUCGGGCUUCCGAUGGUCAGGAUAUCGUUUUGAGCGGCAUUGGCGAGCAAGUGGCAGCAUGGAGCGCCGCAGACGGUCGACUUGUCUGGAGCCAAGGCGUUUCUGGCCAGAUAGAGGACCUUGAAAUCCUCGAGUUGAGCGAUGGUCUCCAGACCCCGGGUGUCAAAGACGCCAUUGUAAUGAGCAGCGGCUAUCAUUCCGCAAUACAACGUCUAGACGGAUCAUCUGGAGCUGUCAAGUGGAUGCACGCGAUAGGAAGUGGGGACCUGCCUUACCAAGUCUCUGCAUCAGACACCCAGGUGUUCGGCAUUUUUCUGCACAAGACUAUGCUUGGUAACAUCAAGAUCAGAGUCAUUGCCCUGGACCCUGUCACGGGACGCAAGAACGACGAGUACACGCUCAGCUCCGAUAGUGACCUCACAUCGGCAGACACCAUUGUGUCUGUCGGUGCCAAUUCCGCUUCUCCUAUCAUCGCAUGGACGGAUUCGGCCUACUCGGUUUUGAAAGUCAACAUCAUCGGCUCGAAGAGCGUCGCUUCCUUCAACAUCGACAAGCACAACAGCAACAACGUCAAAUGCGUUCGUCUUCAUGCACCUUCCCACCCAAACUCGAGGGCUCAUUUCCUCGUACAUUACGAGACCGAAAUCUCACAUUGGGGUGAAGUGUUCCAUGUCGAUGUUGAGAAGAACAAGGUUGAAAAGGCAUAUGCUCUCCCUAAGACGAGUGGGAGUGGUGCAUUCUCGACAAGCACCUCUGACGCAAACGUCUACUUCACCAGAAUCACUCGCGGCCAAGUCAUGACCGUUUCAUCCGUGUCCCAUGGCGCUUUGGGCAGAUGGCAGCUCUCAGACUACAGUGUCGCCGCAAAUGAAGAGACUGAACCCAUACAUGCCGUUUCGGAAGUUUCCGUGAGAGGCGAUUCGGUCUCUGCGCUCCGAUCGGCAGUCUUCCUAUCCUCCGGUGACUGGAUCUUGGUCAGGGAAGGCACUCCGAUUUGGCAGAGGCCGGAAGUCUUAGCUAACACGGUCGCGGCGACAUUUGCAACGCCUCCAGAGGUCGAAGCUUUUGCCCAUGAACUGGAGAUCGAAGCUCACAGUAAUCCAAUUCAAGCAUAUGUCCACCGGGUGAAACGGCACGUCUUGGAUUGGCAGCGUCUUCCCCAGGUCUUGAGCGCUCUACCUCAGAGCAUCAGGAAUGGCCUCUUUGGAACAACGGCCGACAGCGGUCUAACACGUGACACUUUCGGUUUCCACAAGGUCAUCGCAUGUGCUACCAAAGAUGGCCGAGUCAUUGCGCUGGAUGCUGGGAACCCCAGCAGAAUCCUCUGGAGUAAACAAGCCGUGACCUUGACACCUGGAGAAUCCUGGAAGCCAAGUUUCAAAGCCGCGUCUGACGGAGUCCUCGUCAUUGAGUCGGGACCCAGCUCUCCCGGUGUAAAGCUCAACGCAUCGACCGGAGAAGACGUUGUUCAAACCGCGGAUCUGAAGGGCAGCAGUCUGCCUCUGGGCAGUGUGCAGUUCACCAUUCGAGAUAGCGAGCUCGAGGCUACGAGGGUUGGCGGUGCAGCUUUGGGCGCGCUCUGGCACUUCGUUCCACCGAAUGGAGAGCGUAUAUUGAGCUUGGUGCCUAGGCCAGUGAACGACCCUGUCGCUUCCAUUGGAAAGGUUCUUGGAGAUCGCCGAGUAUUGUACAAGUAUCUCAGCCCAAAUAUGGCAUUGCUGGUCACGACUCUGGAUGAAUCACGGUCUGCAUCGUUUUACGUGCUAGACACUGUAUCUGGCGCGACACUGUAUGCCGACACGCAUACCGAUGUGGACUUGAGCGCACCAAUUCCAACCAUCAUGUCGGAGAAUUGGUUUGCCUACUCAUACACAUCAGAAUCUAGUGACGACACUCCUAAAGGCACCUAUUUGGUCGUCGCAGAGAUGUUCGAGUCUCUAGUGCCUAACGAUCGAGGACCACUCGGUGAAAAGACGAAUUCGUCCACUCUGGAGACUCCGCCGGAGCCAUUUGUGCUUUCCAAAUCCUAUCAGAUACCGGAGACGAUCUCCAAACUCGCCGUGACCCAAACAAAGCAGGGCAUCACAUCUCGACAGAUAUUAGCCGUACUAGCUGACUCCAGCUCAAUCGUGGGUAUUCCUUACGGCAUUGUUGAUCCUCGACGACCUUUUGGCAGAGAUCCCACGAAAGACGAACAAGCCGAAGGCCUGGUCAAGUACGCGCCGACGAUUGAGUUCGAUCCGAAAUGGUAUCUUAACCAUCGACGAGAAGUUUUGGGAAUCAAGGAUAUAAUUCUCAGUCCAGCUUUGAUUGAGAGCACCAGCUUAGUCUUCGCUUACGGACUGGACAUAUUUGGUACGAGGCUGAGCCCGAGUUUCAGCUUCGAUAUCUUGGGCAAAGACUUCAACAAGUUCCAGAUGCUGGCUACUGUGGCUGCACUAGCUGUGGGAACAUUUAUUGUAGCGCCUUUGGUGAGUGGUGCCUGCUUAACAAGAUAUCACGACGUGACUGACCUGCAACUAGGUGUCCCGAAAGCAAGUGAACGCUAGAUGGCAGUUCGCUUGA